Molecule: messenger RNA, 5239 nt
Organism: Oryctolagus cuniculus (rabbit)
Lineage: Eukaryota; Metazoa; Chordata; Mammalia; Lagomorpha; Leporidae
Source: RefSeq, a predicted model, not a curated record
AUGGAGGAUGGGGGAAGCAAGGGAGGGAGGUCUAAAAAUACAACUGCUUCCAAGACAGACACUCAAGUUCUCCGCUCCUGGCGGAUGAAGCCCCGCGCGGGGGGCGUCUGUCGCUCGAUGCCCGCAGGCUGGGCGUGCCGGGCCCCCGGUCCCCGACCCCCAGCCCUCAGCCCCCUCCCGGACGGACGGGAGGGCAGCGCUGCGCACCCCUGGCCCGUCUUGCGGGUCUGCUCAUUUAGGCUGGAGUCACAUGAGUGCAGCCGCUGCGAGUCCGCCUCUGGAACGAAGACAGGCAGGAGCGCAGUGAGGGAGGUCCUCUACUCGCCGUCUCCGGGCAGCUCAUCCCGGGUCGGCCAGCCCGGGGAAAAAACCUGCCGGGACCCCAGCCCGAGGAGCGCGGCUGGCGGGCAGGACGGCUGGGGAGGGGCGGCCGGGGGGCCGAGCCCCGGCAGAUUUGCUCAAAAUGGCAGCAGUCUAAGCAAACAAUCUCUCUCACUUACCCAGGGAGCGCGGGGGAGCUCGCGGCCGGCCAGCGGGCGCCCGGGCGACACAAAGGAACCAUGGAGAAACUUUUUCAGCCCGAGCCGACGGCGGAGCGCGGGCACGGCGCCUCGGGGCCCUCGGUGUGAGCGCGGCUCAGCAGCCCCGCGGGGGCGAUCGCCCGCCCCGGGCUCGCAGCCCCCUCCGGCGCAGUGGCGGGAGCCAUUUCCAAGAGUUUCCAAGAAGUCCCUCCUCUCCCGCGCCGCUCCUCCUCCUGCGCCCCGCGCCCCUCCCGCGUCGCUCCCGGGCGGCCGCGCGGUCCCAGGCCCUUGCGCCUCUUUUGUGUGGCUGCGGCGCGCCGGGCUCCGCCGGGUGGAGUUGAGCCCGCGGCGGCAGCUCGGGGCGGCCGGACUGGCGCCGUUGCUAAGAGACCGGAGCCAUGACACAGGGAAAUUGCGGCAGGAUGGCAGGCGAUACCCGGCCCGGCACGGCGGCCCGUGCGCCCCCGCCCCCCGUCCCCUCCGCGGGCCCCCAGACUCCCCGCCCCCGCCUCCUUCCCGCACCGCCGCCCGCCCCUUCGGAAGCGCGGCGCCCGGGAAGAGGGGGCGCUCGGGCGCGGAGCCCCCGGGGCGGGGCGCCCGGGGACCCGCACCUGCCCCCGCCGGCACCUCGGCGCCGUCUGAGCCAGCUACCUAUCUGAGCAGCGGGCCGGGGGCCGCGGGAGGGAAGGCCCGCCCUCCCCCGCCCGAUGGGGACCCUGGCGGGAUCCGAGGGGAGCCCCGGACGCCCGCCCUCCCGUCCCUCCUCUUUCGAAGCCUCUGCUCCUUUGCGCGCCUCAGUCUCGACUUUGCCCCCUCCCGCUCGGGAGUUUGCAGUGCGGACGCCCGGCGAACACAUCACGUGAACGCACAGCAAGAAGCAGCAAGUCCUCAUCCAACCUGUUGGCACCUCCAGCUUGGACUUCCCAGCCUCCUGAACUGUAAGAAAUUCCUUUCUGUUCUUAUCCGUGACUUGCCCUGCUCCCAGCGUCACUGUUAUCUGUGUGGCCCAUUCAUCCUGAGCCCCUCUGUCAAGGCCUCUUCUCUACCUGAUGAUCUUGAGCAGGUGAUAUGAGCUGUCUGUGCCAAGUUCCCAUCUGUAACAAGAGGGGAGGUGGUAAAAGGACAAACGACGUAGGGUUGCUGUGAGGAUGGAGAGGGUGAAUGGAGAGGGCCGCCGUGUCCCUGCGACUGCUGCUGUCAUUACUGUAAAUGGGGUCUGCCACCCAGCCUCAGGCCCCGUGCUACGACUCUCCAAGGGGAGGCAGAUGAUCCAGUAAAACUCCAGGAAGCUGUGUCUCUAUUGCCAGCCGUUCCACAGCCGGCUCACUCCCGGCUGCCACAAAGUUCUGCCUCCACAAGCAGGCACGUCGCAAGGCACCAGGCAGUUGGAGACUCUCUUCCAUGGGCCCUCACCACUGUGCAGCUAGAAUGCUCUGGCUGAGCAAGGAAGGCUCAGGAGGCCUAGCCAGCUUUUAUUUGCCUGUGAAUGGCGCUGAGAGGAGCAGGGUAGCAGGAGGCAAGGAGGUCCCUUCCCCUUGGCGUUCUCAGGGUAGGCUCUGCCGAUGUCUGCAUCUCAGCACUGUCCUGCUAUGAAUGUUGGGACCACAUGACCUUACAUUAUGCAGGUAUUUUAUAAUGGCCACAGUACCCUUGUCCUUGUCUCACCUGUUCUCCUCCAUUCGCUGGAAGCUGGGAAGUGGGCUGGAUGCAGAGGAGAAAGCAUGAUUUUUAAAUCUGUUUUCUUGCUCAGAGCCAGGAGGGAAACAAUGGGAAGGAAAACAGGAGUUAUUGUCCCUGUUACAUAAUCCUUAAAAACCGAAGUUCACUGGGGCCGGCACGGUGGCAUCGUGGGUAACAAUGCCACCUGCAGUGCUGGCAUCCCAUAUGGACACCAGUUCUGGUCCCGGCUGCUCCACUUCCAAUCCAGCUCUCUGCUGUGGCCAGGAAAGCAGUGGAAGAUGGCCUGAGUCCUUGGGUCCCUGCGCCCGUGUGAGAGACCCGGAGGAAGCUCCUGGCUCCUGCCUCCGGAUUGGCGCAGCUCCGACCAUUGCGGCCAAUUGGGGAGUGAACAAACGGAAGGAAGACCUCUCUCUCUCUCUCUCUCUCUCUCUCUCUCUCUCUCUGCCUCUCCUCUCUCUAUGUAACUCUGACUUUCAAAUAAAUAAAUAAAUCUUUAAAAAAAUACCCAAAGUCCAGAUGAUGCUAUAUGAUUGCUUCCUUUGCACAUGGAAAAGCAUUUGGAAUGAGAGAUCUACUCCCUGUGACACUUUGCAGCUUUCCUGGCGCUCCAGUAGCAGUAAACAGAUGUCAUUCCUGGGAACCAGGAGAGCAGAACCCAGGGCUUCAUCAGCCAGCCGUGGGAGGCAGGGUCUACUUUCAUGAAAAGGGCUGAGAGCAAGACCAAAAGCAUAAGCAAUGACGACAUCAAGGAAACCAGCAUCUAUCUCCUUAAGCGUUGACCCAGUCCUGUUGUUUGGAGCUCAUGGACUCCUCUUUAUAAAAGAUCCAGUAAUUUGUUGUUAGCUACAGCCCCCUCCUGUGCUGCUAGACAGUUCUCUGCUAGAUGAUUCUCUGGUGUGAUCACCACACAUUUAUAUGCAUGUAUCAAAAAAAUCACACUGUGUCCUAUAGGUAUGUCACUUAUUAUGUCAAUUUUUUAAAUUUAUUUGACAGGUAGAAUUAUAGGUAGUGAGAGAGAGAGAGAGAGAGACAGACAGAGAGAAAGGUCUUCCUUUUGUUGGUUCACUCCCCAAAUGGCCACCACAGCCAGCGCUGUGCUGAUCCAAAGCCAGGAGCCAGGUGCCUCCUCCUGGUCUCCCAUGCGGGUGCAGGGGCUCAAGCACUUGGGCCAUCCUCCACUGCCUUCCUGGGCCACAGCAGAGAGCUGGACUGGAAGAGGAGCAACCGGGACAGAAUCUGGUGCCCAUAUGGGAUGCCGGGGCCGCAGGCAGAGGAUCAACCAAGUGAGCCACAGUGUCAGCCCCUAUUAUGUCAAUUAAGAAUAAUUUUUAGAGGUAUUUUAAAAUGCCUUGGUAGGAAUGGUCAAUAGCUGUGUUUGGGGUAAGCCUCACUCUUAGGUCGGGUAGCUAGACAAGGGCCAACAAGGAGGAUUCUCUGGCCAGUGUCAUGUCACCAAACAAAAUAGUUAAAAUUCUUACAACUGAAACUCAUUAUGUUUAAGUUUUAUAAUCUGCUUUUUGUAACAGCGCUUUUUUUUGAAGAUUAUGGACACAUUUAACAUGUACAGAGGCAGGUGGGUGUUUGGCUCAGUAGUUCAGGUGGCAUUUGGGGAUGUCUGCUUUCAGUAUCAAAGCACCCGGGUUUGAGUCCUACCUCCACUCCUGACUCCAGCUUCCUGCUAGUGGGAACCCAGGGAGGCAGCAGAUGAUGGGUCAAGUACUUGCAUUACUGCCACCCAUGGAGACCUGGAUUGAGUUCUGGCUUCUCCUGGCCAAAACCAGGGGAUGCCGCUCUCUGUCUGUCCCUCUGUCUGUCUGUCUCUGUCUUUCACAUAGAUGAAAAUAAAUGUAAAAAUAUUUUAAAAUUUAAAAAAUGUAAAAAUGAAGUGAGUUAUUUCCUAGGGGAGAUACUAUUUCUGCCUAAAGUCUUUGAGAAGACUUAGGGUGAGAUACAUAAUUCCAUCUAGGGCAUCUAGGAAAGUCCCUAAGGACACGCCAGGACGCUAAGAGGUAGAUUGGUGCCAGCGCUGGAACACUGGGCAGGCCAUGAGACUGUUCUUAGUGUUCAGUGGGUCCAGAAAGGAAGCAUCAAUGGGUCCACUGUGGCCGUGGUUCUGGGAGACCCAAAGAGGGGGAGGGGCGGCUCGCAGUGUGGAGACUACAGAAGCUCUCAUUCCUCCUACGGAGAGACUACUGGCUGCUAAUAAUGACUGGAAUACCUGUCAUGCUCUGGGGAUCGUGCGUGCAUUCUGACGACUACAGGCAGAUAACAUUCACCCCAUUUUAUGAAUGAAUGAGCUGAGACUUGGAAAUGAUUGGGGAUUUAAUAUUCUCCUGGCUCUGUCUGGCUUCACGGGCUAUGCUUUCUCAGGCUUCUUUUUGAGCUUGUUGUACUUACCAGGUCUGAAAAUGUUGGAAUUCCUUCUCUUCUCACCCCCUGCCCACACAGCACAGUAUUAUUAGCCACUUUCUGUGAACUUCAGAACUUAAUUUCCAACCUCUAUCUCUCCUCAGAAUGGCAAAAUUAACCCAAAAGAACAUAUGAGGAAGGAAUACAUCCUAGGGCACUUUGAAGAAUGUGAAUAAUGGGAUUAAAAGAUAAUUUUAUUUUGGUAUACACAAAAAAUUGAAAUUCAUGCAUAGGUUUUUCAUGAUACAAAUUUUUCAUAAGUUUUUUUAGAUACAUUUUAUUUAUUUAAAAGGCAGAGUUACAGAGAGAGAGAGAGAGAGAGAGAGAGAGAGAAGGAGAGAGAGAGGUCUUUCAUCCACUGUUUCACUCUUCAAAUGGCUGCAUUGGCUGGGGCUGGACCAGGCUGAAGCCAGGAGCUUCUUCCAGGUCUCCCACGUGGGUGCAGGAGCCCAAUCACUUGGGCCAUCUUCCAUUGCUUUCCCAGGAGUAUUAGCAGGGAGCUAAAUCAGAAGUGGAGCAACCAGGACAUGAAUGAGAACCCAUAUGGGAAUGCCGAUGUUGCAGGCAGCAGCUUAACCUGCUGCACCACAGUGCUGGCUUCUCCGUGAGCUUUCAGAAGACCUCUCAUU